Morus notabilis is the source of this 2616-nucleotide messenger RNA. RefSeq names its product CDPK-related kinase 3. Gene Ontology annotation, molecular function: calmodulin binding; calcium/calmodulin-dependent protein kinase activity; calcium-dependent protein serine/threonine kinase activity. Bases 373 to 2199 code for a protein of 608 amino acids. The transcript is spliced from 11 exons. Gene Ontology annotation, cellular component: nucleus; cytoplasm. The record is from RefSeq and is a predicted model, not a curated record. Gene Ontology annotation, biological process: protein autophosphorylation; intracellular signal transduction; peptidyl-serine phosphorylation. Lineage: Eukaryota; Viridiplantae; Streptophyta; Magnoliopsida; Rosales; Moraceae.
UUGUAUGUUAAACCACGAAUCUGGUCAUCUCACCCUGAUUUUGAUUAUUCCCAUUUGCGAUUCGCUAGUUCGUACGGUCAGAUUCGGUUUAGAAAUUCCGUUCUUUUGUGGAGGUUGUAACAGGUUAAAAAAGUUCGACUGUUGAGUUUCUCCUGUCUCUGUCUCAGUUGGCCUUCCUUCUCUUCUGACUCGAGAGAAUUCCUUUCAUUCUCUUCGUUUAUCGUUUUCUCGCGGUAGAUCUCUGUCUCCGUUUUUUUUUUUCUGCCCCCUCGUUUUGUCUUUCCUUCACAGGCGAGAGAUCGGAUCGGUCAUUCUGCGCCGUCCGAUGCGUGGACUUUGACUCGCCCUCUCGCGAUCCGAGGCAUCGCCGCGAUGGGACAGUGCUACGGCAAGACCAAUCCGACGGCCGACAACGAGCCGUAUGUUCCGACGACGACCAUCACGACGUCGGCGGCGACGGAAGGGGGAGGAGGAGGAGGUGAAGUCAUAAUCACUAAUCGGCCUCAGACGCCGGCGCGGCGGUCCGGCGGGAACGGCGUGGUGAAGACCACGCCGGCGCGGUCGUCGAACCCUAGCCCAUGGCCGAGCCCAUACCCGCACGGGACGAGCCCGCUUCCGGCGGGGGUUUCGCCGUCGCCGGCGAGGGCGUCGACGCCGGGGAGGUUCUUCAAGAAGAGGUUCGCCCCGCCGUCUCCGGCGAAGCACAUAAAGGCGUCUCUGGCGAAGCGGCUAGGGCACGGGAGGCCGAAGGAUGGUCCGAUCCCCGAGGAACGAGGGGUCGAGCCGGAGCAGGCGUUGGACAAGACGUUCGGGUACAGCAAGAACCUUGGGGCCAAGUACGAGCUCGGCGCCGAGGUCGGCCGAGGGCAUUUCGGUCACACUUGCUUCGCCAAGGGCAAGAAAGGUGACCUCAAGGAUCACCCUGUUGCCGUCAAGAUCAUCUCCAAAGCCAAGAUGACAACGGCAAUAGCAAUUGAAGAUGUGAGAAGAGAAGUGAAGAUAUUGAAAUCUCUAUCUGGGCAUAAUAAUCUCGUAAAGUUUUAUGACGCAUAUGAAGACAGCAAUAAUGUGUAUAUAGUCAUGGAAUUGUGUGAAGGUGGAGAACUUCUUGACAGAAUUUUAUCGAGAGGAGGAAGGUAUUCAGAGGAAGAUGCUAAAGUUAUAGUUGUUCAGAUUUUAAGUGUAGUUGCAUUUUGUCAUCUUCAAGGCGUUGUGCACCGUGACUUGAAGCCAGAGAAUUUCCUUUUCGCUUCGAAGAGUGAAGAUUCUGAUAUGAAGCUUAUUGAUUUUGGUCUAUCUGACUUUAUAAGACCAGAUGCAAGACUUAGCGACAUUGUUGGAAGUGCAUACUAUGUCGCACCGGAAGUCCUACACAGAUCAUAUAGUCUUGAAGGAGAUAUAUGGAGUAUUGGUGUUAUCACCUAUAUCCUCCUAUGUGGAAGCCGUCCAUUCUGGGCCAGGACUGAAUCGGGAAUUUUUCGAGCAGUGCUUAGAGCAGAUCCUAAUUUCGAUGAUUUACCCUGGCCUUCUGUGUCUCAAGAGGCCAAAGAUUUCGUAAAGAGGCUCCUGAACAAGGAUUACAGAAAACGAAUGACUGCCGUCCAAGCUCUAACUCACCCUUGGUUAAGAAACGAUAAUCGUCCUGUCCCGUUGGAUAUAUUGAUCUACAAGCUAGUCAAGACGUAUCUUCAUGCUACACCAUUCAAACGUGCAGCCCUCAAGGCUCUUUCAAAAGCGUUGACAGAGGAUGAGCUGAUAUAUCUUAGAGCGCAAUUCACGCUAUUGGAACCUGAUGCAGAUGGGCGCAUCUCUCUUCAUAAUUUCACUAUGGCUCUCGAGCAAAAUGCAACUGAGGCCAUGAGAGAGUCAAGGGUUCUUGACGUUUUAAAUGCGAUGGAACCACUGGCCUAUAGAAAGAUGGACUUUGAAGAGUUUUGUGCAGCUGCAAUUAGUACACAUCAGUUGGAAGCCGUUGAAAGGUGGGAGCAGAUAGCCUCCACCGCCUUUCAUCAUUUUGAACUGGAGGGUAACAGAGUUAUAUCCGUUGAAGAACUGGCUAGGGAAUUAAAUCUUGGCCCUUCAACUUAUUCAAUCCUCAGAGACUGGAUCAGAAACUCAGACGGAAAGCUUAGUUUGCUUGGAUAUACUAAAUAUUUGCAUGGUGUGACUCAUCGUAGCUCAAACACAAGACAUCAUUAGCAUUAUUGUUUAUUUAGUUUUUGGCCUAUAAUUUCUUUAAAUUGUUGGUUUCUGAGGCGGGAUAUAUAUUUUUUUUCUUUUGGGAUUGGAGGAAAAAAAAACAAAAAAAGAGGAUUGGGGAGAGGGCGUACAAAUGAAUGUUUAUUCAGGGGAGAGAGUGGGAUUUUGACAACAUGUUAGGUCUAAAAAUGUCUGUUUGCUCAGUACCCUGUUUUUGCAGAUGCAAACUUGCAAUGGGUUUGAGCUCAAAUAGUGACAAAUGAUUAAUUUGUGAAAGCCAUAAAGAUAGGAGGCUUGUAGCUUCGUAUAUUCUUUUGCUGUUAAAUGAAAAUGUCUGAUGGAGAUUUCAAGUUGCAAAGAACUUCUAUCAAACCACUUCUCCCUUAAAAGACGAACAAAAACGACAUUAAAAAAAAA